Messenger RNA from Zophobas morio, 693 nucleotides. RefSeq names its product NFU1 iron-sulfur cluster scaffold homolog, mitochondrial-like. The transcript is spliced from 7 exons. Gene Ontology annotation, biological process: iron-sulfur cluster assembly. Gene Ontology annotation, molecular function: 4 iron, 4 sulfur cluster binding; iron ion binding. The record is from RefSeq and is a predicted model, not a curated record. Lineage: Eukaryota; Metazoa; Arthropoda; Insecta; Coleoptera; Tenebrionidae. Bases 1 to 678 code for a protein of 225 amino acids.
AUGUUAGUAAUUGCAGCACAAAGAUUCAUUUCAAUUACACGUGAAAUUACUCCCAAUCCAAAUUCUAUUAAGUUUUUUCCUGGAAAAGAUAUUAUAAAUUCAGGAACUGUAAUUUUUAACACUGUAGAAGAUGCUAAAACGUCGCCGCUGGCUAAAUCUUUAUUAGAGAUAAAAGGCGUGAAGAGUAUUUUAUACGGCAAAAACUGGAUUACCGUUUCUAAAUUUGAAGAGUAUAAGUGGAAUCUUUUAGAGAAAAAAAUUGAAGACACUAUUAAAGAGUUCUAUUCUUCCGGAAUAUCCGUCUUCGUAGGUUCACUACCAAAUGAAGAAACGCCUGUUGAUCAGUUGGAUAAUGAAACGAUUUUACUAAUAAAAGAAAUUUUGGAUCACAAAAUUCGUCCAUUUCUUCAGGAAGAUGGCGGAGAUGUUACUUUUGUGGAUUUUAAAAAAGGAGUUUUGUAUUUAAAGCUUGAGGGCGCUUGCGGGGAUUGUCCGUCUUCAACCGUUACCUUAAAGGAUGGCAUUGAAAAUAUGUUUACUUUUUAUGUUCCUGAGGUUAAACGUGUAGAACAAGUAAAAGAAAAAUAUGAGGAGGUUGGGCUUGAGACUUUUCAAAAUAUGGAGGAAAUGCUCAAAAGGAAGGCUGUUGAUACACACGAAAAUAAUACUAGUUCUUAGCGAUGCAAGGAUGUU